Messenger RNA from Acaulospora colombiana, 843 nucleotides. The record is from the annotation of a GenBank genome assembly. Lineage: Eukaryota; Fungi; Glomeromycota; Glomeromycetes; Diversisporales; Acaulosporaceae.
AUGGAUAAGUCACCUCUUCGUCGCCUUGGCUUCAGGGUAUAUGAAGCAGUAACAGGAGCAAUCUACACUCAUAUAAAUCCAAGUCCUUCGGUCAAAACUUUAGACGAACGUGAAAACAAGAGCGAGCAAGCUUCGCAACAAACAGUUCCCAAAGAAGACCAAAUUAUAUCAUUAGAUGUUGAGGAGGAUUCAUGUAAUGGUUGCGCUGACCCAUGUUCAUUUCAUCCAAAUUAUCCUUACUUGAAAAUCGAUCGUAAGUCCACAUUAGAUGGAACUGUGAAGCCUUACGUGAAACAUGUGCUAAUAUCUACCGGAAAAUCGGAUUGGCAAGCUCACAUCGAGGAUGAAAGUUGUAGUUUAGCGGCCCACUUACACAAAGUAAUAAAAAGCGAUAAUGUCAAUCGAAAAGAUUGUCCGAAAAAAGAAAAGAAGAAUAAAGUUGAAGGAACCACUCAAAAUCAAGACGAUUCUCCUAGUGAAACAGAAAAACCACGAAUAGUCAUUACGAAUAGUAGUCGUCAGAAUACGGAUGACGACGCCAAAGGAAAUGAUAUUCUGCUUUUUCCCGAUAAUAUUCUUAUUAAGAAUGUGACACCAAAACAAGCUACCGAAAUUUACAAAAAGUUUUUAUCGUCAUCCGUUUAUGAAGAAAAAGAGUCCACCAACGGUUUCGCCAUCGAACAAAUGCCGUAUAAAGCGGUGAUCGUGAUAUGUUCUCAUAGACGUCGUGAUAAACGAUGUGGUAUCACUGGUCCUAUAUUGAAAGAGGAAUUCGAUAAAAAAUUGAAUAAUCACUCCAAGCAUAAUGUCUAUGAACAAAGUAAAAAGGACGAGACCAUCUGA